Molecule: messenger RNA, 1459 nt
Organism: Paramacrobiotus metropolitanus
Lineage: Eukaryota; Metazoa; Tardigrada; Eutardigrada; Parachela; Macrobiotidae
Exons: 4
Coding region: 100-1038 (312 amino acids)
Source: RefSeq, a predicted model, not a curated record
CUCGUUUCAGCAGUUGAAGUUGUUGAAGGUGCUGAUUUUAAAAGGGAAUCUUAUUGGGAAUUUUUCGUGGAGGAUUUUGUGGGGUUGCAAGCGCUGGAGAUGUUGGAUCUGGCUGAAAAUCAGCUGACAGAUUUGGAACUUUUAUACGCCAGUAAUCUCGCCGCCGCAUCGGCGCCUAAUCUCUCCCGCCUAUCGCUCCACCACAACCACUUAACGACCGCCUCCUUCCGCGCCAGUACCGACACCAACGCCACGAACACCACCACCGACACCGCCGGCGUCUUCCUCGGGCAUCCCGUCCAAUUCCUGGAUCUGUCCUACACUGGCGUCGACAGUCUCCCGCUGGUCAUCCAGCACUUCCCCAACCUGGUCUCCCUAAAUCUCUCCUACUGCGGCAUCGACGAUGGGCGUCUGGCGGGGCUGGACGCCGGUGUGCAGCUGCGGGAGGUGGUCUUGCGCGGAAAUUUGUUCACAGAGAUUACGGAUUAUCCCCGGAAGAAGGGGAUCACCCUGGAUGUGGCCGGGACUGAUGUGCAGUGUGCGUGCUGGAUGGUGGGGGUGCUGGACGCCGGGGAACAGCAGUGGAAAGGUCUGGACUGCAUGACCGACCCCGCCCGCCUCACCGCCCUCCGCGCCCUGUGCGCCGCCCCCGGGGUCGGCAGCCACCUGUUCCUUCCCCUUCUGGUGAUUAUCGGCGCUUUAUUGGUGAUCGGCGCCGCGUUCUCCUGUUAUCUGUGCUACCGCUACCGUCCGCAGAUGUACAGCGACUGGCUGCGCUGUACUUGUCUGCGGAAGCUGUGCGGGAACCGGCAUGAGGACCGGAAGCCGUCGGAACUGAUGGCCUUCGUGUCGGCCACCAACAGCAGCACGCCCACCAUGCAGAGCGUCAGUCCCACGCCGGAACUCCACGAUCCGGCCCAGUUUAUCCGGGCGCAUGCGCAGCCCGUGCUACACGAUGCAGGAGAUCCGCGACGCGUUUUCGAGAAGAACGACGACUCGGCGAGCGACGAUGAGGAGGAGGAUUCCUGUACGAAGUGAUCGGCAGUGGUCGUCAGCGCGACUGCUACGUCAAUCAGCGCUACAUUGACGCUCAAAGUCAGCCUGUGACGGAAUUGUGAUUCUGCGGAUUCUUUGCACAAAAGUGUCUUCCCAACCGACCCGUAAAUUUUUCUGACCGCAUUUGCUCCAUUUUAUGAUUAACAAAUUUUCCCCGCGAAUCUCUAACCGCAUAAUCAAAAACAGAUUGGAUUAUUUUUUUGUGUUGAUGAGUGUCGUGAAUUGCCGUUAACCUGUAGUAUUUUGAUGAUUCCCUGUUUGUUGCCAUUUCUACUAAUGAGCUUGAUUAAUUCGAGCGUUACAGAUGUUUUGGAUUAAUUUUGUUGGAUCUGCUGUGUGCUGUUUGGAUUAUAGUUGAUUUUUGUGAUUUAUUACCAGUUCCUUCAAUAAAGUUAUGGACUUA